CCCAGAGGACCCCUGAAAAUGUAAGUGGGAGCCAGGAUAAAAACCCUUCAUCCAUCACAUUUCAUAGCAAAAAAAAAAAAAAAAUCCCAGUAAAUGGAUUCUUCAUUGUUUUUAUCAUAUAAUAUUAAGGAAUUUUUAUUUCAUAUGUUUAUUUCAGUUAUUAGCUAUUAUUUUCUCUAGGAACUCAGCCCAACAGAGCAGCAGUGACACGUCUUGUUACCUGGCGGCAUCUGUGUUGGGCCAGGACAGGCUCUUCCUUCCACAGCCCCCCUUCCCCAUCUCCAAGGUGCCAUCUUUCUGCUGACAUCACAAUGCACCUCUCCGGCUGCCAUUGACAUCACAAGGCACCCACCCAUCACUGGGAGACCCCAUGGUGACAACCGGGGGUUGCCUGUAGCCUCGAGCAGGGUCGGGGGUUGUUCUGGUGGGUGUGGAGGCUUUUAUGGGAGGGCCCUCAAGGACAGGCCGGGCCUGAUUGGAGAGAAAUUUGGGGAGCAAGAUGGAGGGGUGCUACACCAUUCGCAUCAGCAAGAAGCAGAGUUGCUUGUUCCCCACACUCCUGCAGCUCUCCAUCAAAGAGGUGGUGGCCAUCUGGGAUUUUGUGUCUGCCUACAUCCUAGGACAGAUGAAGCUGGAGAAGGGUGUUCUUGUCCCAGGUCUUGGGACCUUUGCUGUGGUUCAUGAGCAAAUACAUGGCAAAGAAGAGCUGUAUGAGGUUCGAAGACCUGUGUUCCAGCUGGACAUGGACAUGUCCUGUCUACAGGAGCUGCUUUUUCCAACAGUGAUGAUACCUGGUGACAUCGAGAUCAUGCCACUGGAUUACUGGUGGCUGUCCCAGACCAAUUCCCUUCCACCCGACGUGGUGAGGGGCUGUGUGGAAGAGACCAUUCUUUUGUACUCCUUCCAGCUGAGGGACAGGCAGCGCCCUGCCUUCGCCUUUGAGAAUAUUGGUAUCCUGUCCUGCCAGGACAAUGUCCUGUGCAUGCAGUUCCACUGCAGCUGCAUUGCAGGACUGGAGAGUCAGGACACCUGGGUGGCUCUGCUGCUCACGCAGAGGCUGAAUGUGCUGGGUUCUGGUGUCAAUAAUGGAGUGGCCACUGUUCAGGGAGUGCAGGCCCACAUGUUCCCCAGGUUUCAGCUCGCUGUCUCUGAGGAUUUUUCCACUCAACCUACAAAGGCUGCAGAGAAACAGUUGGUCAAAACAGGAGAAAAAGAACAUCCUGGAAACUUUUCCCUCCCUAUACUGCCAUACCAGAGGCCGGGCAUGAGGCAGCAAGAGCCAGGGCCAAAGCCACCUGCCAGCUCUCUGAGGAUGAGGGAGGUAGGUGGGAAGGAGUUAGCUCCUUCAGCCAGACCUGACAUCACACUCCUGGCUUCUGAGGACUGCCAGAGAGCACUGCAGGGGGUCUGGCAGCUGUCUGCAGAAUGGGAACAUGGGAAUUCACACUGGAGAGAACAGAAGGUGGAAUGGGCAGCAUGGGAAGCCUGGGCUGCUGGGGAGGACCAGCAGAUGCCGCAGGUAUUCGGCAUUCGAGGUGCUUGGGCACCCCACCGUCCAUCCCAGCUCCCAAGAAAGGGGGUCACUGGGAGGUGGGGGAGGGCUGGAACCCCCCUCCCCACAGAGAAAAUGUCAGAGAGAUUCCAGCCUGGGACCAGACACCUUUCCCCACGAGCCAUCCAGGUGCUCUGUGGGCUGGAGCCACAUCAGACACGGAGGAACAUCUUCAUGUUCUUGGCUGAGAACAACCGGCGACGGCAGGAGCAGCAGAGGCAGUUCUGCAGCUCCAAGUGCUGGUCCAGCAUGUAAGGGGUCAAGGCUGAAGCUGUGGCUGCAGCAGUGGCUGCCGAGGAUGCAGCUGGGAGGCUGCUCACCUGUGGAUACAAAAUAAAUAAAUACCUCUGUUCCCACCUGGACUGAGUGGUCUAGGCCUGGUGAUGAAGCUGUCUGACAACUGGGCCUGUGCUGGGACCAUGGGGGCUGGGAUGGGGAGAGGGGCCUUGUAGGGGGCAUGGGCUCUUCAGAAAGGUGAGGAGGUGGGUUUGCCUCUCGUCUCCUGCUCAGGGUGGGACCUGGCAGCAGGUAGACCAAGCUGGGUGCAGUGUUUGCCAGGUUACCUGCUCUUCAGGAGGAACAGAUAUACAAGCCCUGGUCUUCAUGGGGGACCCCAAGGGUCCACUCCACCUGAUCUCCCUGAUAGUAGGUACCUCUUGCUCACACCAUGUUUCUCCAACUAUCUGGCCUGCAAGGGGCUCCAGUUUCUGAGCAUGAGUCCACAGACACUUUGUCCUAGCAGGCCCAAGAAGCUGCUGGCCAGCUGACAAACUCUGACCAAGUCCC
Oenanthe melanoleuca is the source of this 2338-nucleotide messenger RNA. RefSeq names its product coiled-coil domain-containing protein 81-like. The record is from RefSeq and is a predicted model, not a curated record. Gene Ontology annotation, cellular component: centrosome. NCBI's taxonomy places the organism in Eukaryota, Metazoa, Chordata, Aves, Passeriformes, Muscicapidae. The transcript is spliced from 12 exons. The coding region runs from base 500 to 1807 and encodes 435 amino acids.